AUGUAUAGUAAAAAAUAUACAUCCUUUGUAAUAGUAUUGAUUUUAUCAUGUAUCAUUUCAACAUGUACAUCUAAUCAAAUUUCUGAAGAUGUGGGUAAAGCAAUUAAUCAAAAAUUAAAUGAAAAUAUUGAAAAAGUUGAAGAUGUAGUUGUACAAUUUGAGAAUGUUGCAAAUCAAGUUAUUGAAGAAUUAAAAGUUGAACAUCAAAGACAAGAAUUAUUAGGUGAAGUAAAACAUGAUUCAUUAAGAGACUCUGCAACAAAUUACAUUUGGGGAUUACUUGAUAAAAUUCAAAGUUAUUUACCAAAAGACAACAAUAAAGUUUCAAAAGUUGAAGAAGCAUUUUCAAGUGGCCAAAAUAAUAAUAUCGGUAGCAGUAUUGGUGAUUCAACUGGUGCUAGUACUUCCCCACAAUUCCAAAGUAUAAAUGGUUUAUCCGGAGCUUCACAAUCUAGUGGUAGUUCAACUGGUGGUACUGGUGAUAGUGAUUCAAAGACCACCAAUGAGGCAAUUAUCUUUUCAUCAAAGGUAUCAACUACUGACCGUCAAGAAAGUAUCAUUGGUCAAGUUGCUAUAACUGCUAAAGAUUCUUUGGGUGCAACUAUUACCGGAUUGGGUGGAGUAAGUUCAACUGCAAAAGUUGGUGGCCAAAUUACAAAUGGUAGAGCUCAAGGUCAAGUUAUCACUGGUGGUGAUAAUACUGGUACAGUUGGAAGAGGUGCAGUUACAACCGCAUCUUCUGUAGCUAAUACAGUUGGUGAAUUCCUUGGUGGAUCUAGAACUGGUGGUUCCUCAUCUGCUGGUACAGUCGGUAACGUAAUCUCUGAUUCUUAUACAUCAAUUGGUAAAAUUGCAUCUGGUAAUGGUAAUUCCCUUAGUGAGACCAUUGGUACCACUGGUGAUACAUUGGCUCAUACAUUCGCUGGUACAGAUUCAGUCGGUGUAACUGGUUUCCAUAUAAUUACAAAGACUUUUAAUUUGAUUGCUGGUGGUAAAUUUAACUCUGAUCAACAAUACAUUGAUAAAUCCUACGGUUCAAUUCCAUCACAAGAUAAUGAAGAAAUUAAAAAGAGAUUACAAAGUGCUCAUCAACAAUUACAAGAACAAUCACCUGCAAUCUAUCAAUCAAUGAAAUCUGAAGAUCUAAAAAAUUUAGAUGAUGAAGUAAUUCGUAAUACUCUUAAGGAAAUGCAAAUUCAACGUGAAAAUCAAGAUAUUGGUCAACAAAAUCAAGAAGAUAAAGAACAAUUAAUUGAUUUACAAAAUAGAGAACCUGGUUUAUACAAAAAUCAACAAGAUCUUAAACAAGAGAAAAGAGCCAAUCAACAAGAAUUAAUCAAUUAUGAAUUGAAUUUACAAGAAGAUCAAGAACAAUAUGAACUUUUAUUAGAUCAACUCUAUGAUGAACAACAACAACAACCACAAAAAGUUUCAAAUAAACAACAACUUCAAGAACAACAAAUUAAUUCACCCGAGGAUAUUCAAUAUCAAUUAAAUCAUUUAAAUCAACCAUUCCAAGAUGACUAUCAUAAUGAUCAAACUGAAGAAUUAAAAGAUGAUGAUUAUAAUUUUAAUGAUCAACAAAUUAACAAUGGUCAAUUUGAAAAUAAUGUUGAAGAAUUUCCUGAUUUAAAUGAUGCUAAUGAUAAUUUUGAACAAGUUAACAACAACAACAACAACAUCAAUAAUAAUAACAAUAACAACUUUAAAGUUGAUAAAUCAAAGAAAAGUGCUCAACAAGUUGAAAUUGCUUUAGAGAAUGAAAGACUUUAUCUUCAAGAAGUUGAAGAUGCUCCAGAGAGACUAUAUGAAGAAAUUCAUAAUUCCAAUUUGAAUAAAGCAGUUCAAGAGGCUGAAGAAAUUGAAAGACAACAAAAUGGUAAUGGUUCACCUGCUGUAAACUCUCAUAAGAUUGUAACUCAAAUGGGAAAUGUUGAAAAUAAUGAAAUUACCAAUGAACAAGAUGCCAUUGAACAAGCUCAACAUUUACAACGUAUUGAAAAUGGUGAAGAUAUCGAUGAGUAUGAAGCUGCCCAACAUGAAGUUGCCUUUUUAGAUGAAAAUGAACAAGAUGCUGCUAAAUUACAAAAUGAAAUGGACCAAUUAGAACUCUUACUUGAAGAGAAUGAAGAAGAACAAUUUUCAAAUAAAAAUUUACAACAACUUAAUGAGAAUGAAAAUCAACAACAACAACAAGGACAACAACAAGUUCAAGCAACAAAUGUUGAACAACAAAUCGUUGAACAACUUAAAGUUAUCAAAGAAUUUCAAAGACAAGAUCAACAAAAGAAACAAAAAAUUCAACAAGAGAACGAUGCUGUCUACUUGAGUGAUGUUGAAAAAGCUCAACUUGAAUUGGAUGCUGAAUUGGCUAAAAAUAAUAAACAAGAGAAUCAAGAUGAGAAUUUAGUUCAAGAGAAACAACAAUCUCCUGACCAAAUUAAAAAUCAAUUAAAAAAUAUUCAACAUGAACAACAAAUCCAAGAACAACAAGAUAAAUUAAAUCAAGAAAAAAAUCAACAAUUAUUAGAACAAGAACAAAAUCAAAAAUAA
Messenger RNA from Dictyostelium discoideum AX4, 2553 nucleotides. RefSeq lists its product as hypothetical. The transcript has 2 exons. The coding region runs from base 1 to 2553 and encodes 850 amino acids. NCBI's taxonomy places the organism in Eukaryota, Evosea, Eumycetozoa, Dictyosteliales, Dictyosteliaceae. The record is from RefSeq and is a predicted model, not a curated record.